Messenger RNA from Pestalotiopsis fici W106-1, 1974 nucleotides. RefSeq lists its product as uncharacterized. NCBI's taxonomy places the organism in Eukaryota, Fungi, Ascomycota, Sordariomycetes, Amphisphaeriales, Sporocadaceae. The record is from RefSeq and is a predicted model, not a curated record. The coding region runs from base 1 to 1974 and encodes 657 amino acids. The transcript has a single exon. Gene Ontology annotation, molecular function: dipeptidyl-peptidase activity.
AUGGCACGCUCGAUUUGGAGUCGUCUCCUUCCCAAUGCCUUGUCAUUGAUCACAAUUCUUCCGAUUCUUACGGAUACAUCGCUGGCGGGAGUCAAUGGCUCAGAAGCCGCCGUCGAGAUUGUUCAGGGUCCAAGUCGUGUCUAUGGAAAUGAUUCGUACCCUACCAUUUGGCGACGAGUACAGGACCUGGAGGCGCCGCGCGCUCGAUAUCCAGGUUUCCAGCCGCAAACCCUCGUCCUCAAGAACGGCACCAUUCGUCGAGAAGGUGCGCGACCACUCAUGUGUGAUAUUCUGUUCGAGCGCGAUGUCCCCGUGGCCCUACGAGACGGCAGUAUCAUGUAUACCGACGUGUUUCGCCCUACUACUGGCCCUGGGCCGUAUCCCGCCAUUGUGGCGUGGAGCCCCUAUGGCAAGGAAGUCGGCGGCCAAUGGCUGGACGAUACAGUCAAUCGCACCGGUGUCGCCCUGUCGACUGUUUCGGAACUGCAAAAGUUUGAGGGACCCGAUCCGGCGUACUGGGUUAACCAGGGAUACGUUGUUCUUAAUGCGGACGCCCGCGGAGCUUAUUCAUCAGAAGGGAACAUUACAACCUUUGGCCGGCAACUUGCCGAAGACGGUUACGACUUCAUCGAGUGGGUCGCGGCACAGCCUUGGAGUUCCGGCAAAGUCGGCAUGUCGGGCAACUCCUGGCUCGCCAUCUCCCAAUGGUUCAUCGCCGCCGAGCAGCCUCCACACUUGACGGCCAUUGCACCGUGGGAAGGGUUGACAGACCUCUUUCGCGAUGUUUCCAAUCGUGGCGGAUCUCCCGCGCCCGGAUUUCAAGAAAUCAUCCUGACGGCCUUUGGAGGAAAGAAUUACGCAGAAGACAUCCCUCGCAUGUGUGUCAAUGAGAUUCUCAUGAACGAAUAUUGGGAGGAUAAGAUUGCUCAAGUGGAAAAUAUAUCGAUUCCCGCUUAUGUCGUUGCGAGCUACACCAAUGAGUUGCAUACACAUGGUUCAUUCGAUGGGUUUCGUCGCAUUCAGUCCACAGAGAAGUGGCUGCGAGUUCACAACUCGUCCGAGUGGCCCGACUACUACGAAAGCACACACGUUGAGGAGCUCACAUCCUUCUUCGACUAUUUUUUGAAAGAAAAGGUCAAUGGCUGGAGCCAAACACCAAGAAUUCGCAUCUCUAUUCUGGAUCCGAGUCAAGGCGACACCGUUGACCAGGCGGAGGACAAUUGGCCCGUUACCAACGUAGUGCCGCGCACCAUGUACUUGCAAGCCAACAACACUCUUGCCGACGACACGUACGAGACUGAUGACAGCGUCUCUUAUAAUGCAAGUUCCACCGUCGGUACGACAUUCACCUACGACGUGGAUGAAGCUCUGGAGAUUAUCGGCUAUAUGAAGCUCCGUCUAUGGGUCGAAGCCGAGGGAUCAGAUGAUAUGGAACUUUCCAUCACGGUACAAAAGUUGGACCACAAUGGCAACCCGUAUGAAAGUAAUGCAGGGGUUGAGAGUAGCACCAUUGUCGGCGCGUCCGGCAAGUUGAGGGUCUCCCAGAGAGCCAUUGACGAGACGCGUUCCACGCCCUUUGAGCCGUAUCUCUUGCACACUUCCGAGCAACUUCUUCAAAGCGGGGACAUUGUUCCCGUGGAAAUCGGCGUCUGGCCGAUGGCUCUGCGUGUACACCCAGAUGAGAAGAUUGCCGUCACCGUGGCACCGGCCCCAAUCACUCCGACCAACGCCGAUCUUGGCUACGGCACCGCGAGAAUCCUCGUGCCACGUAGUGGUGGAACUUAUCCACCGGGGCAAAAUGUUUCCACAAUCAUUCUUGGAGGUAACGACUACCCAGACUAUGUCAAUGAGCAGAGAGUUGCCACGCCAAUUACACGUAACAAUGGCACCCAUGUCAUUCAUUUUGGUGGACAGUACGACAGCUACCUUUUGAUGCCUGUCCGCUACAUUAACCAAACAAAUCCGCGGUUCUGA